AGUAGUGUGGCUCAGCUGUUUCUGUUUACUAAACAAAGGAGCCAGAAAUCAGUUCAACGGUGGACGGCGAGCGGGGCACGUUCGUGUGUCCGUUAGCGACACCACUUCUUUUUCUAACCCUUUUAGACCAACCAACAAACCGAUCUCGCUUCAUGAUCGCAGGCAAAAAUCGCGAGUGCUUCUAACCAGGAUAUUUCUCGAGCCUCGUCGAUUGUUAACCACCAGAUACCGGAGCGAUAUCGGAGGUCCAAAGCACGCAGUGAGACGAGGAAACAAAUGCAGUAAACAUGCCGUCAUUGUUAGAAGCGCUGGAGCUGAAGUACGGCAGUUCAACGACCGACUGUUCCCUCACGGACGAGGAGACCGAGUCGAGCUCGCCGAAGGCCGCCCUCUCGGUCAGCAUCUUCAUCCCGAAGAAAUCGCCCCGGCACACCGUGCCGGCGUUGCUCGUGCUGCAGGACUGCGACAUCGAGUCGGCCGGGAACGACGCGGAGAAACUCAGCAAGAAAUGCAGGAACGUGGAGGAGCUCGACCUCGCUCAAAACAAACUGUCCCAAUGGACCGAGGUGUUCGGUAUUCUUCAACACAUGCCCAAGAUCAAAUUCGUGAAUCUUAGCUUCAACUGUCUGGCCGAGGUUCUCGAGAUCAAGCACGGGAGCUACGACAUGUUGAAGAAUCUCGUGUUGAACGGAACCAGGGUGACCUGGUCCACGGUCCAGGGAUUGAUCCGUCUUCUUCGUAAUCUGGAGGAGCUUCAUCUUUCGUUGAACGAGUACAAGACGGUCGACCUGGACUAUCAAUUACCCGAGAAUAAGAACGUGUCCGUGAAAAAGCUCCAUUUCACCGGGAACCCCGUCGAGGUGUGGAACGAAAUUUCGAAACUUGGCUACGUAUUCCCCAAUCUCGAGAGCCUUGUGUUAGCCGAGUGCCCGAUAAGGUCGUUGGCUCUCGUUGACAAUAGAAACUCGAACGAGGAGCCGUGCUCGAAGAAGGGGGCGGAGAAUCUGAGCGAGGACAACGAGAAUAUGAACAAUCUGGGGGGGGAGGAGGAGGAGGAGGAGGAGGAGGGCACAUCGAUGGUGGACGAGAAGGGGAACAGGAUAUUCAGCGAGGGAAAAUUGAAUUACGACAGAUCAGAGUCGGAAUCGGAAUCGAGCGGCACGACUAUCAGGUCGUCUCACGAUCCUUUCAGAAAGCUAAGGUUUCUGAACGUGAACGGCACCCUGUUGUCCACGUGGGAUGACGUAGAGCGGCUUGCCAGGUUUCCAGCGCUUAAAUCAUUGAGGAUUCAGGGCUGCCCCCUUUUCGAGAGUCCUCGAGAGUACACCGAGCACGAGAGGCGGCAACUGUUAAUCGCCAGACUUCCGAAUGUCGAGACAUUGAACGGCGGCGGUGUGAUAUCCUCCCAGGAGCGCGAGGAUGCCGAAAGGGCCUUCAUUCGAUAUUAUAUGGACAAACCUGAAGCGGACAGGCCGGAAAGGUACUCCGAGCUGGUGGCUAUUCACGGAAAGCUGGAUCCUCUGGUACACGUCGAUCUGACACCCGAGAAGAGGGUCAAGGUCACAUUCACUUACGGAGACUUAGUCGAGGUUCGAUCCAUAGACGUGUACAGAACGGUUUUCGAGUUGAAAACCAAACUGGAGACGAUGGUGAAAAUUCCAGCGAAUAGAAUGAGACUUUUUUACGUGGAUCAGGUUAUGAAGGCGCAAUACGGACCGGAGGAGAUGCUGUACCCUAACAAGCAGUUGUAUCGGUACAAUAUACGAAACGGCGACGAAAUCAUUAUCGACAGCAAGUUGAAUCGUUUUGUAUCGACGUCGUCGACCACGUCUUCCAUUCGUUCAUGAAGAAGGUUCUCAAGCGAAUCAUCGGACGAUACGAAACAUACCUGACAGUUGUUGGGAUCCUGCUGACCUCCAGUGAAAAGUGAAUGAGAUAUCGAGAUUUCGAUCAAUUAUACGUGGAGAGACUCGGAAUUUUUUUAUAUAUGUUACACACACGCCGAAUAAUUGUUCUAGAAAAUAUACUUAUCGAUUCUUCAGGGUUGAAAAAGAGUUGAUAAUGAUACGAUUAAAAGGCGAGUUUGUGCGUGAAAAAUGGCUGCGAGAGAAAGUUUAAAGUUAAAAUUUUUACAAUACUUGGAUGAAUUAGAACGUGUUUUUAGAAAGGGAAAUUAAAUUUUCAUGUACAGGCAGGUAUAUUCGUAUAUGCAAACGUUUUUAAUGAAACGAUUUUAGUGAAUGCGUUUGUAAAAAAAAAUAUUACGACUCUCUUUGAAGCUUCAUGUUAAUCGUUAGCGUAGAUUGCAGUCAAAUCUAUCAAGAUAGAAAUAUAAAUUAUCCACUUAGUUAAAUAGUAUCCAAUUUAUCGAUUGUUUUUCGAAUAGUUAGAAGAAAAAUAUUGCUAAGAAAUGAGAAAGUUCAUACGCUGGCCAUAUUAUACAAAAAAAAGAAAACCUUGAAAUUUGGAUAUGAAAUAGGAAAAAAUCAAAGUAAAAAAAAAAAAAAAAAAAGAAAAAGGAAAAAAAAAAGAAAAAAAUGUAGAGCUAAAUAUCGCAAGCGUAUCGAUUAAAAAUGGAAGAAUACAUUGACCAGUAGUGAUAUUUUUAAUUCCGCAGCCAAAUGUAUUUCGUGUUAGAAAACUGUUAUCUAGUAAAUUGUUAAAUUCAAUUUAUUAAGAUUUUGUAAUGGUAGGAGAUUCAUUGAAGAUCAAGAUUGAAUUAGCUUCGUGAAUGACAUUUGAAACGUAAGAUAAUUCAUAUACUUCGGAACAAUGUGACAAGUAUGAUAAAAAUGUGUAUGCCGAAGAGAAUUAUUUUUAUAAAUCGUAAUUGGGUACGAGAAAGACACAAAAAAAGAGGAAUCACGGGCAAUGAUAAAAAGAAGCAUAUAUAUACAUAUUGUAUAUAUAUAUAUAUAUACAAUUUUCUCUUCUCGGUCCCAACGACUAAAGUUUCGUUCUGGCCGAUGUAAAAAAUUCUUAUUUUCCUGUUUGAACAACAACUUCAAAGCGCGAUAUAUGUUUUUACACAGGCCAUAAAAAAAUUAAUGAAAUGUAAUAGUCGAUAAUUAUUUUUACAACUUUAUGUUCAUUGUUUAGUAUAAAGAUGCAAACAUUGAUGCUUUUUUAGAAAAAGGAAAAAAAAAGGGAUAAAGAUAUAACGAUAUAAUUCACGAUAUAAUUUCAUGCAUUUUUUGAUGUGUACUUAAGCUUGUCAGUUAUCGAUGCGCGAUAACUAUGAAUUUAAGCGCAAUUAAUAUGUUUCUAUACUUUUAACAGAUAAUUUAUGAUUUUCCUUCAGUGUACUUUCUAUUGUAUGGAAUUCAUAAAUUGUACAAAAGAAAGUGAAAGAAUGAGAAUCAUUAGCGAGCGUGUUACAAGACACUAGGAAGAAAACAACGAUAUUGCGUGUUAUGGCUUAUUCCGCUUGCAAGGGAGAAACCUUGAAGAGUCGCUUAGUGCCUGCCAUUUAUUAGCAUUAACUCGAAUAUUUCUAACAACACUGCCCUUGUAAAUAUCAUAAAUUUAUACAUACGAAGCAACUUCGUCGACUCUUCAUGGUAGUGUCUUGACCAGCCAGUGUUUCACUGUGAUCGAGUCGUAGUAUUGGAAUACUUUAUAGUUCUAAGAACAUUAAACGAGAUAUAAGGAAGAAAAUAUUUCAAUACGUAUGACGUAAAAGUUAUUUAAAAAAAAAAAAAAAGAAAAAAGAAAAAGAAAAAGAAAGAUCAGCACUGCGCGAUUAAUGAAGAGUCGGUCGACACUUCUCCGAAAGAUCAAAUGCGGUAUCGUGUCCGUUUUUCAUUGGAUCUCAGGGUCAUUGAUGAAUUAUACGUAUCGUGUCAAGUCGUUUGAUGGAUGUAUACGGCAAGUAAUCAUGAAAAAAACGAAGGGUAUAAACGCAAUAACCCUGAGUCCUCACGCCCCCUAUAUUGUGUCUAGUCUCGGAAAAGGAAACUGCAUUGUUCUCAUUUUAUAUGAUACGAUCCUUUUUUGUGCUGGCGCAAAUGUGUACGUACUAACGAAAUAAAAUCUUUAUAUGAGACGAUCUCCCUA
Molecule: messenger RNA, 4056 nt
Organism: Apis laboriosa (Himalayan honeybee)
Lineage: Eukaryota; Metazoa; Arthropoda; Insecta; Hymenoptera; Apidae
Gene: mlt
Product: tubulin-specific chaperone cofactor E-like protein
Exons: 6
Coding region: 288-1847 (519 amino acids)
Biological process (GO): protein folding
Molecular function (GO): alpha-tubulin binding
Source: RefSeq, a predicted model, not a curated record